CUUAGUUCCGCUGCGCUUGAAAAAAAAAUCCGUGUCUUUUCCUGGUGUAGUAAUUUACGGAUUUCGUCGUGAGUGGCGUAAAGACAACCGAAUACAGUCCGGAAAGGUUGCAGUGCACUACAGGAGAAAAUUUCUUUUCGUUGCACAGAUUGCUGCAUGAAUUAUUGGAAACAGCAUUUUCCAUUGCACUGAUUGGUGUAUGAAUUGCUGGAAACCGAGUUUACAUUUAUUUUAGCAAUUGCAGGUAUAUUGUUAAUCCAACGCGUUAGAAUGGCAGAAAUCGUGUACAUAAUUCAUUUUUCUAUUUCCAGAGAUCCGUCACAAAUACUGUCCUGUGUUUUCAUCUCGCACAUUGUGCAUUGUGGAGAAAAUUUCAACGCAAACUUUUCUUUUCCCAUUGGUGAUCACGACAACGGUGAAGUUUCUACCCAGAGAAGAAAACAACGCUUUUUUCGUUACACAGAUUGGCGAGUGCAUUACAGUAAAUUGCAGAUAUCCGACACCCCCAGCAGGAUUGCUUGCAUUUUUUGAACUGUGUGAAUUGCAUGAGGCAAAAAUCCUGCACACCCCACGAAAUUUGUUUACAUUCCGCAACCGUAUAACGCGGUACACAUCACGUCUGGUGAGAGUUUUGCGAGCUUUAAUUCCGCCUUGAAAAUAUCGCAAAUGGAACAACUUCACAAAAAGUUAGACGAUAGGUCAUACGAAAAACUAACUGCGAACCUUAUAGACAACGUGUCCCUUUGGCAAUUGAAUGAAGAUGACUUGCUUGAAAUGGGUAUCAUCGAAAAAGGCCCUCGCAAAAUCAUUCUCAACGUUAUUGAACGACACUUUGAAAAUAUUGUUUCUGAAAAUGUGGCAGAAAACGGACAAAACCUAUUCAACGAGGAACAGCAAAGAGAGUCGAUACGCUCCAUCCUUGCUAAGGAACCUAAGUUUCUAAAGAUUUUAACUCGGCAGUUGGAUUGCGGGAUAGUCCCUGAACCGAAAAAAAUGCUCUAUAUGAACCGUAUACUCACAAAACAUUUCUUUGAACAUCAAAUUUUACGUGAAAAGAAGUAUCCUACUUGGCAGCAAAAACAAGAUCUUGCAAUCCAUAUCUUAGAUGAGUUUCCUCAGUUGGAGAACACUUGCGUCUCAGAAAACGCACCAAAGGAGUCUUACUUCUUUUGGAAAAACGGUGGUUUGGAUAGAGGACCACAUACGGGUUUAAUCGAAACGAGAGUAAGCAACAUGCGAAAGGACUUACUUCCCGAGGAUAGGCUAUUUCGGCGAACUAAGAAAACUGUUAUUAUUGUUGAGGAUGAAUUGGUGCAACUGGCUGCGCAUCUUGCCGCCCUUAUCCCAACAGCUACAAACGCUCGGCAAGUAGCGGAGGGAAUGGCUCAGGUGCAUAGUUUGCAUAAAGCACUUCUACAGGAAAAUAACUUUCAUAUUAUAGUAAAAACAUUUCCUCAUUUAUUGGCGUAUGAAGGUGAAAUGAUUAUACAGGCAUUUGAUCGUAUCCAGACGAAUAUUCACGCUCUUGGAGAUUUGCAAACACUACUCCGUGCAGGAUUGUUAUUCGACAAUGCUAGCUGGAGUAUGGUAGAAGAUGAUUUUGUCAGAGGAGCAUUGAGGCUGAUUAAAAAACUGUCAAAUAGAGGCAUCAAACGUACCACCGUUCUCGAAAAUGCUAGUAUGGAAGAGAUAGCAGCUGCGCCCUUGAUAAGAUGGAAAAGCUACGUGCGUACCGAGAUCGGUUUUGACGAAAAACUCGCUGUGCAACAAUCAUCUGCAACAAUAAUUGAACCACACAUAAUUUGCAUUGCUGAUCGCUAUAAGAGAGGUAACAUGUACGUUGUUUUUAACCAAAACGUCAUUCCGUGCGGUAAUUCUAGCACACGGGCCAUCGAAAUUUUAUUCAAAGCAUUUGUCGUUUUUGGGUUGCCGGUACCCGUGUUGCUUCGAAAAGUGGAUGACCUAAUUUCCGUUAACGUCUGGGGAACAAAAGAUUACAGCAAGUGUAAAGCUGUUACAGACUUAACUGUACGAUACAAAGAGUUUUUGGCGAAUUCACUAUCCAAAUAAUAUCUUGUAACAAUUCUUAAU
This is a messenger RNA of Topomyia yanbarensis, 2091 nucleotides long. RefSeq lists its product as uncharacterized. The record is from RefSeq and is a predicted model, not a curated record. Lineage: Eukaryota; Metazoa; Arthropoda; Insecta; Diptera; Culicidae. The coding region runs from base 667 to 2070 and encodes 467 amino acids. Gene Ontology annotation, molecular function: protein binding. The transcript has 7 exons.